CAUGUCGUCCUUUGUUUACAUUUUGCUUCGAUCGAUAGAAAGCCGGGAAGAUGUCCGUGUUAAGACGAGUUUUACCAUUUCUUUCGCAAAAUGCGAACCGUUUAACGCUCCAAAGACGUUGUUUGUCUUCAGAAUCAAAGCCUGCACCAUGGCCACGGAAGGUGUUCUCCGGUGUGCAACCGACUGGAGCGCUGCACAUUGGCAACUAUCUGGGCGCCGUGAAACGGUGGGUUGAAUUACAGGAGGCCGGCGAGGACGUUACGUACUGUAUCGUUGAUCUACACUCCAUGACCAUUCCACCGGAGCCCGAUACGUUACGUCACAACACACUACAGAUGACUGCAACACUGCUGGCCUGCGGUAUCGAUCCAGCGCGCGCCACACUUUUCCUGCAGUCCGCCGUGCCGCAGCAUGCAGAACUGUCCUGGAUACUGGGUUGUCUUACCACGAUGGCACGCCUAACGCACCUACCCCAGUACAAGGAAAAGUCCGCCAACAUGAAGGAAAUUCCUCUGGGGUUGUACCUUUACCCGGUGCUGCAAGCGGCCGACAUUAUGCUGUACAAAGCUACCCACGUCCCGGUCGGCGAGGAUCAGGUCCAGCAGCUGCAGCUCGCACAAUCGUUGGCACGCGCGUUUAACAACAAGUACGGCCGAACGUUUCCCUUCUGCGAAACACUAGUGAACGAGGGAAGUCGACUGAAAUCGUUGCGCGAUCCGGCGAAAAAGAUGUCCAAAUCCGAUCCCGAUCCGAAGAGCUGCAUUAUGCUGAUCGAUUCGCCCGAUGUGGUGCUGGAGAAGGUGAAGAAAUCGGUGACGGAUUUCAAGUCCGAGGUAACGUUCAAUCCUGACGAGCGACCUGGUGUUGCGAAUCUGAUUACGAUCCAUUCGCUGGUGAGCGGAAAAACAACGGAUGAGAUAUGCCGGGAGGCGCAGGGUAAGAACACGGGCCAGUACAAGCUGGUGGUGGCCGAAGCGUUGAUAGAACAUUUGCGACCGAUCCGGGAGCGGAUGGAACGGUACACGCGGGAUGUGGGCUUUUUAGCGGGCGUCAUCGAGGAAGGAAGCGAACGGGCAAGAGCGAUUGCUGAGCAAACGAUUGACGAGGUAAAGGAGAAGAUCGGUGUGGAUUGUUUCAGCGUGAAGCGGAUGCUAAAGAAUGUGCGGCAAGAGCAAUAAAUAAGGGUAGCAAGUGAACUAACUAACUUGGUAGCUUACCUGAAAUUCGCAGUAUUGCGCUCGAUAAAAA
Messenger RNA from Anopheles stephensi (Asian malaria mosquito), 1248 nucleotides. RefSeq names its product tryptophan--tRNA ligase, mitochondrial (gene TrpRS-m). Gene Ontology annotation, biological process: mitochondrial tryptophanyl-tRNA aminoacylation. Gene Ontology annotation, cellular component: mitochondrial matrix; mitochondrion. The record is from RefSeq and is a predicted model, not a curated record. The transcript is spliced from 3 exons. Gene Ontology annotation, molecular function: ATP binding; tryptophan-tRNA ligase activity. The coding region runs from base 51 to 1178 and encodes 375 amino acids. NCBI's taxonomy places the organism in Eukaryota, Metazoa, Arthropoda, Insecta, Diptera, Culicidae.